AAACAAGUAGAGCAAACUCUCAAAUUCUAUUUAUAGCGGUCACGAGACUGUCAUGGGAUUUUAAGUGAAUCAGAACGUAGAACAGAAAAAAAAGUUACUUUGUGCAGCUGAUUUUCAUCCAAGAUGGGGACUGAAGAAGAAAAGAAACCAUUACUUAAUCAUGAACCAAAUGAUGAUGAAGAAGAAGAAUUAAAAGGAUGUGGUGGAAGUUUAGCUUGUAAUCCAAGGAGGGGGCUGCACAGAUAUCUGGUUUUGAUAAUAAUGUGUUUCCUCAGUUUUGGAAGUUAUUUUUGCUAUGACAACCCAGCUGCUCUACAAGAUACUAUGAUAAAAGAUCUGUCUAUUAAUGAAAGUACUUUUAUGGGCUUUUAUUCCUGGUAUUCCUGGCCAAAUGUCAUACUCUGUUUCUUUGGUGGAUUUCUGAUUGAUAAAUUAUUUGGAGUACGGCUUGGUGCCAUUAUCUUCAGUUUAUUUGUAACUGUUGGACAGGUUAUAUUUGCAACUGGUGCUAUGUUCAACAGUCCUAUUGUUAUGGAUGCGGGUAGAUUUGUCUUUGGUAUUGGGGGAGAAUCUUUAGCUGUUGCUCAAAAUACAUAUGCCGUGAAAUGGUUCCAAGGAAGAGAACUUAACAUGGUCUUUGGUCUACAACUGAGUUUUUCAAGAGUGGGUAGUACAGUAAAUAUGAAUGUGAUGCAUCCUAUUUAUAAGGCUAUUAAUACAGCUCUAGAUGGUUAUAAAUGUUUAGGUGUGGCUCUUUAUGUUGGUGCUGGAAUGUGUAUAUUUUCUUUGAUCUGUGCUCUAAGUUUAGCAUAUUUUGAUAAAAGAGCUGAUAGAGUAUUAAAGAGGAAGGUUUUAAGUUCAGAUGAAAAAAUAAGAAUCACUGAUGUAAAAGAAUUCCCUCUGACAUUUUGGUUAAUAAGUGUUAUAUGUGUAGCUUAUUAUGUAGCUGUAUUCCCAUUUGUAGGACUUGGUUUGGUUUUCUUUGAGAUGAAAUUUGGUUUCAGCCCCACAUUAGCUAACAGUGUUAAUAGUUUGGUAUAUAUUAUAUCAGCAGGAGCCUCUCCAUUAUUUGGUUUCUUAAUUGAUAAAUCAGGCAAAAAUAUAUUCUGGGUAAUAACUGGUAUAUUGUCUACACUGGGUUGUCAUGCUGUAUUAGCUUUCACCUUUAUCAACCCUUUUGUUGCCAUGAGUAUAAUGGGCUUAGCAUAUUCAAUUUUAGCUAGUGCAUUAUGGCCAAUGGUAUCAUUAGUCAUUAAAAGUAAUCAGUUAGGAACAGCAUAUGGCAUCAUGCAGGCUAUACAGAAUCUUGGUUUAGCUGUUAUAUCUCUAGUAGCUGGUAUUAUUGUUGAUUCUAAAGGUUACCUUAUUCUAGAAGUCUUCUUUCUCGCCUGGUUGUGUUUGGCAUUGAUAGCUGCUGUAGUAUUAUAUCUGGUUGAUGCUUCAAGAGGUGGACUGUUGAAUCUGUCAUCAACACAAAGACAUUCUAAACCUGAUGAGCUUGCUGUCAAUUAAACCAGAUAUAAUAAACCAGAAAUAGCAGUUUCAUUUGAAAGUUUAUUCACUUUUUAUAUACCAACCCCAUUCAAUUGUCUUCAAAUUACUGUGCCUUAGAUCUAUAAACCAGCUUCGCUAGCUAAUUGUGAUCUAAAGCUAUGAUCUUUAGCAUUCUAUAAAUUUCAGGCAUACACUCUGAAGAACAAUUAAUAUUGAUCUAAACUGCUUUUUUAAUAUCUGUUGAGAUUUGCAUUUGAAAGGGCAAAGAAUAAAUGACUUCAGUUCUAUGCAAAGACUGAUUUGAUCUUUCAAUAACAUUUUCUUUAGAUUUCUGUUUGAGAUUUAAGAAAAGGUUAUAUGCACAUAAAGAAGAGAUAAAUCAAGUUGUUAAAUGUUUAUCUUUUUCAUUUCAGUUAAUCAAGCAUAUGUGUGCCAAAUUUUUUAUAGCCCCAAAAAACAUAAAGUUUAAGUGGGUAUUAAUAUACUUUAAAAAUUUAUUUGUUGAAUAUCACAUGAGGAGUAUUAAACUUUUUUUAAGAAAAUAUUAAAUUUCUCACAGCUUAUAAAUAAUCCAUGCUGAUGUACUCAGAUUGAUUAUUUAACAUUUAGUUAAGAAAACAAAAUCAAAUAAAGAUGGCGACGGGCUUAUUACAAACAGAGCAGCAUAGUUUGAUGGAAAUUUCAAUUUGUCAUAUAUUAUCUAUGUAAUUACUGAAUGAAAUUGAACCAUUUUUCGGCUGUAUAACCCUAUUACUAAAGUCAUUUAGUGAUUAACUUUCACCUUAUUUUAGUUUGCAAAGGAUUGCUAUUGUGCUAAAAUCAUGCUUAGAGUCUUUAACUGUAUAGAUGUGAUGAUAUUUUACAUGUUCCGAAAUACUCUACCAUGUAAAGACCAUACUAUCAAAGUUUACACCAUAUAUUAAAGUUCCAUAUAUUUGUUAAUUGUUGGUUGUUAUUUAUUAGAUAAAGAAAUAUUAUUCACUCAGAAAAGAGCUGAACAAUAUUAUUAAGUGUACAUAACUAAUCUGCUUCAUGAAAACAAGCAGGUCCUAGAAAAAUUAUUUGUUUCAUGUAUUGUCAGUGUAUGUUCAGAAAGGUAAUUAGUUUAAAUUUGUAAAUAUUUCAUUCAAUCAAUUACCUUUUAUCUCAGCCUUUAGCAGUUUGAUAGUUAAAUGUUACAUUUAUUAGAUAAUUAUUUUUGUAUUGAAAACGUGUAUCAUAAUGUGCAUAUUAUAAUAGAAAUAAUGUGCAUAUUAUAAUAGAAAUAAUGUGCAUAUUAUAAUAGAAAUAAUGUGCAUAUUAUAAUAAAAAAAAGUGCAUAUUUUAAUCUUCGCUUUAGUUACUGUAAACACUAAAUUAAGGUAAUGCAUCAUAAAAGUAAUGUGACCUGAAGGGAGUAAGCAUCAAUGUGUACUGCUACUACAAUUAAUGCGAUCCACCAUGUCAUCAUUUCUAAAAUUAGGACAAAAAUUAUAACUGGGUGGCUUCUUCUUAGUUCAAUGAUAAACCAACGAGGUUUGACAGGCGACCCUACUCCUUGUAACGUACAGGUCUGGAAUCGAAACCAUGCCGCUUGAUUCCGACCUUGUGAUUUCAUGCGCACGCGUUAAACCACUAGACCAUCCCCCCACCCCCUGCUGUUUUAAGAUGCAUUAUGCAAGAGCUAAAUCUGCCUAUAGCAGGUCUUUCUUUUGGCCUUAAAUGUUAUAUAAAUUAUUAAUUAGACAUUAAUUAACUUAUCCAGACCAUAAUCAACUCUCGAUGCCAAUGGAUGCUUUAUCUUUUCAACGGAUUUAAGCAUGGAUAAUCGAGACUCCAAACAGCCUUAACAUCGCUCAGAAUAGAGUAAUUUGACUGAAAUUUUCAAGACAUUCCCUUUUCAUUAUCUAGUUUUUAACUAUUAUUAUUAUAGCAAGAAUUGUCAGCUCUUUAUCUAAAUCUUACAUGAUGCAUCUUUACACCAUUGUUGUGUUUUUAUCAACCUCUAACUAAUUAAUUAUUGCUGAUUAUUUUUUAUUUUUUUGAGUGCUAUUGGUUUACUCUUGGAACUUCUCAAAUAAAUAGAAAAUACAUAUCAUAUAUAUGCAGUAAAAAAUUGUAGGACAAAUAUGUAGACAGUUUUUCAGAUUUUAUUUGUGUUCAAAUUAAUAAUGGUCUUGUCUGUAUACUACAUAUAUUUGUUAAUAUAGUAUUGGGUAAAUACACUUUGUAAAGGAGUUUCCUUUUGUUACCACACAGCCCUUCAUAAUGUAGAAUGGCAACAUUAAAAUGUACUAAAUUUAUGAUGGAAAAGAUUUUUGGCAAUAAUACUUUGUAUUGUUUUUUUUUAUAUUUAUUAUUAGAAUUUCAUUUUGAAAAUAAAAUAUAUGUGUAUGUACAUAUUAUAUUGAUUGUAAAUAUUUCUAGCAUAGAUCUUUUUAUAAAGAAAAUAAAUCAGAUUCUAAUUUAAAUUAAUUAUCAUACUAUGUUUCAUUUUCUUACACAUUACCUUUUUAGUUCAUCAUUUAACACAUAAAGAUAUAGAAAAAUGUAUUUAAAA
Messenger RNA from Patella vulgata (common limpet), 4033 nucleotides. Its product is annotated as major facilitator superfamily domain-containing protein 1. Gene Ontology annotation, biological process: transmembrane transport. Gene Ontology annotation, cellular component: lysosome. The coding region runs from base 124 to 1512 and encodes 462 amino acids. Lineage: Eukaryota; Metazoa; Mollusca; Gastropoda; Patellidae. The record is from RefSeq and is a predicted model, not a curated record. Gene Ontology annotation, molecular function: transmembrane transporter activity. The transcript has 14 exons.